CACAUCACAAUUAGUAAAGCUUUUAACAGCGCGGUGGAAAGACGUCUGUGACAUUAUAGAAAUUGCAUUUAUUCGAUAUUCCAGUGCUAACCGGUGAACAAAAUGGAAUUAAAUUUUCUAACAACUCUUAUAAAGCAUGAUGUGAACCAUAAUGUGAAACAGUGCUUUAAAUCGAAGAAGAAUUUCAUUAGCAGAAAGGAAGAAGUAAUGGCAAUCAAAAGUAAAUUUCCAACAAAAAUACCGCUCAUCGUUGAAAGAUAUCACAAGGAAAGAAACCUUCCAACACUAGACAAAACAAAGUUCCUCGUACCCGAAGAUAUAACAAUGUCUCAAUUCCUAGUUAUAAUUCGCAACAGAAUAAAAAUUAAACCCAAUCAGGCGCUGUACCUUAUAAUCAACAACAGGUCGAUGUUAAGCAUGAGUCUCACUAUGUCACAAGCAUACGAAAUGUACGGGGAUGAAGACGGAUUCCUUUACAUCACGUACGCAUCACAAGAAGUAUUUGGAUACCAAGACAAUAUGACGGGAUCAAACAAGGAGGUUCAAGUCAUAAGGGAUAGAUUUCCAAACAAAAUUCCGUUGUACGUGGAGAGAUACGCAAGGGAACGAGAAGUGCCUAUAUUGGGAAGAAACAAAUUCCUAGUCCCACAAGAGCUUACGAUGUCCCAAUUCCUCUAUAUCAUCAGAACGAAAAUGAAAUUGAGAGACUCACAGGCCCUGUAUCUAUUGGUGAACGACAAAGCUCUGGUCAGCCACAGCAUGACCAUGGCCCAAGCUUACGACCAAUUCCGCAGCGAAGAUGGCUUCCUACACAUAACAUAUGCCGCGCAACAGGUCUUCGGAUGAGAGUAUUUUAUUUUCUAAUUGGGCGUCGUCAAGCUUAAAAGCAAGUUUAUCAACAUCUUAUAUAAAGACUGAUAGUAUUUAACGAUUUUACAAUUGUGAUACAAGUAGCUUAAGUUUUAAAUUAUAACCAAGUUAAUUAAAUGUAUUUGUAUAAUGUAAUGGCAGGUCCUAAUGUUAAAAUACUUAUUAUAAUCAUGUUUUAAGGUAUGAUAUUUUAUGAUUAUUGUAUGUAGAUCCAGCGAUGUAAAAAAUAGAUUUGCAUCGUAAAGUUAGAGCUAUUUUUUAUUCCGCUGUUAUAUUGCUAAUGAUUUUAUUAUUUGAAUUUUAAUUAAUGCUCUAUAAAAAAGAUUUUAAAUAUUAUGAUCUCAAAAAUGUAUAAUGUUCGUAAUAUAAAGCUUCCAGUUAUAUUUCUUACGUUUUUAAUCUUUGACAUUUAAGUAAUUGCUAAUUAUAGUUGUAAUAAUGUUGAAAAAUGUAAUUAAUUAUAAGCACCUAGUUAUGUAUAACGUAUAAUAAUAAUUUAUAAUGUGCCAUAGAUAAUAUGUUAAAAGGAAUGGUCACUCGUAAAUAAAAGAUGUAGUUAUUUAAAAUGUUUUAUUGUUUGAAAUUUUUAAUAGUCUUAAUAAAUAAUAUUCUUAAA
Molecule: messenger RNA, 1486 nt
Organism: Colias croceus (clouded yellow)
Lineage: Eukaryota; Metazoa; Arthropoda; Insecta; Lepidoptera; Pieridae
Exons: 8
Coding region: 103-846 (247 amino acids)
Biological process (GO): cellular response to nitrogen starvation; autophagosome assembly; macroautophagy
Cellular component (GO): autophagosome; cytosol; autophagosome membrane
Molecular function (GO): ubiquitin protein ligase binding
Source: RefSeq, a predicted model, not a curated record